CGCCCGCGGAGCACGACUCGAGGUCCCCGGAUCACGAACGGGCGGGAGAAGUGCCAGAAAUGUCCACGGGGUUUGCCUAUCACUGCCCAUCACAUCACCUCACCCGAAGCUCUCUGGCAAAGCGAGAUCUAUUGCUACAAUAUCCUACAGUAUACUCCCAUCGAACACUUUUUGCACUCGAUGUGCCAUUUGCACCUGUCUAGAUCGCCGCAUACUCAUCACAGUCCCUUCGUCGGAAGAUAGGACCCAACCACCUGCCUGUGGCGGUUACAAGCAUGCCUUGCACGACAGCUGCAUGAGACACGUCGCAGUCCCGCAGACGUUGACAGCUUCACCGUGGGCUUAGACUUUUCGACCCUUGCGUGUCAUCUUUUCAGAUGCAUGCCUGGGUACACCAUGGCUCUCUGCUAGGAGCAGGAGCGCCUUCUCACUCGCGCUCAAUAUCUUUGGGGCCGCCUCUGGCUCAGUCGCAACGGGACCAUCUUUCCAAGGCCAAAUCAACCUCCAACUUGCACAAGAUGGCCACUAUUGAGGCUUCUCCUCCUCCCCCGCGACAAAAUCAAGAUGACUCUCCGGAGACGUCCUUUCGGACGAUAGCCGAUCCUCGGAACGCAAGCACAACCGACCUAAGCAGAUCGGAUUCUUCGUCCUCAAGGCACCCCGACCUGAACAGCGAAGUCGCCGCGUUGAGUGACAAGCUGAUAAGUGCGAUCAACCACCAAACGAAUCUAGAUGACACCCUCGCCCGAACGAGGCAAGAGUUGGAAGCGUCCAGGGCCAGAAUCGCAGAGCUAGAGGCAGAAGCAAGGGCAUAUGAAGAGAGACUUGCCCGGGGAGACUUAGUUCCCCGAGAAAGCGUCGAAGAGCAGAACAACAAGUUGCAGUCCGAGUUGGAGGAGGAAAGACGACAGAAGGCACAGAUCCAACAAGAGAAGCGUGGCAUUGAGUCGGAAUUGGAGACCCUCACGGCGUCCUUGUUCGAUGAAGCAAACAAGAUGGUGGCAUCUGCCAACAGAGACCGAGACGCAACUGAGAAGAAAAACCAGCAGCUUCGCGACCAGAUCAAAGAUGGAGAGGCAGUGAUCGCCUCUCAGACCGAGCAAUUGGCGGAACUCAAGGAACUCAUGCAGCAAAUCGGGCCGAGUUCAGAUUAUCGUAAAGAACUUGACUCACCUCGGGUGUCCUUAGCACCUUCGAGCCCAGGUGCUGCACGAGAGGAGCACAAUAUCGCCCGUCUUCUGGAGGCCAUGCAUCUGUCGCCUGUCGACCCCGAUCAUGGCGAAAUUACUCCCAGCCCCUCGAGUCAGCUUACUCAUCUUCUCAGGACCAUCUGCCGGACAGAUAUUCCUGCUUAUGAGGAUUUCAGAAACUUGGUGCAGACGUCUCAUUUCCGCUCACACAAUCCCUCUCAUGCACCUUCCCGAGCCGGUUCAGGCUCGUACGGCGGCUUGAACAUGAUGGGACUCGGCUCGCUCAGCAACAACUCGAACACCAAUCUCUCCCAAGCGGCUCAACCUGCGACUUCAAAACUGGCAAACUCUCCGAACCUGCCUGGCUCCUUUAGUCCCAACCCUGACAGCAGAGGACCCGUGCCACUCAAGGACACCAGAUUCUACAAACGGAUCUUGGUCGAGGAUAUUGAGCCGACACUACGUCUUGACCUAUCUCCUACUCUUUCAUGGCUGAAUCGCCGGAGCAUACUUUCGGCGCUAGGUGAUUCAACACUAAUUGUGGAGCCUAUUCCUGAAGCCUCUCUCCGGCUCUAUGGCAAGUACACUCCGUGUGCACUGUGUGGGGAGAGUCGAAAAGAAGGCGAAAACCCGCGCACUCACGCAAUGAGGGUACGUGAGGGUGAAGGCGCAACAAAAUGGUCCAUUUGUACUUUAUGUCUAGAAAAGGUGCGAGGAGUGGGCGAUUUAGUCGCCUAUGUACGCAUGGUGCGUGAAGGGGUUGUCAAGGUUGGCGAUAGGAAGGAUGAAGAGGACGCAUGGGAAGAGUUAAUUCGUCUCAGAGAACGAUUGUUCUGGGCACGGAUGGCAGGGGGUGUUGUUCCAGCAUUUCUUCCAACGCCCACAAAAAGCACACCGGUGGAGAAUGGGAAGAUGGACGAUGAGGUGGCAGGUGUUGGUGGUGCUGAUGCUAAGAUGGGAAAGGUCAACAGUCCUUCCGACCCUGACAACAACAACACACCAUCACAUUCCGCUGCCGAUCCGUCUGCGCAGUCCGCGCCCGACUCACCACUUGCUGGAAUUGGAACGGUCUCCCCCGACCAGGCUGCCCAGCUUCAGCUCCAACAAGGCCUUGACGAGAGUCUCACAACCUUCGACAAUAUCAAGGAGAAGAGAAUGAGCAAUCCUGCUGGCCACCGAAGCUCGAGCACGCCACCAACAACGCCUCCUCGACAGCGACAUAUCAAGCGACAGUCAUCCAGCGGAGGUGGCAUCAGUUUCCCAAGGAUAAAUAUCCCUCGACUGCCGGCUGGAUUCUGGGAGGCUCAAGUCAAUACCCUGACCUAGCCGGAAUGACUUUUGGAGGGGCAAAUCGAAAAGGUGGGAAAGUGGAUUCGUUUCCAUUUUCAUUCCGCCUGUGUACAAUAUAAUGCAACAGGAUGCAGUGGGGAGCGCCAGACUCCAAAGAGGAACUUGACUAUGACUGGUACCAGAACCAGAAAUGGAAGGCUCCACAAGCCAACGGGUCGGGUCGGCCAACUUCAAAUUACUGUCUGCUUGUCAGGCGUGACCAGUCUAGACCAUCUGGAUAGAAAACCUGGGGCAGGGAUAACUGGUCUUUUUCGGGAUCGGAAGGUGGUUGAAAGGGCUUCACGAGGAUGGGGAUCACAAGCUCUCCGAGAAGCUCCCAGCGAAGUGACGCUUUGUAUAUUAUAUAGCGAUGAUUUAGGUAUUAUUUUCAGGGUAAUCCAAAUGAGUUGGGCGGCGCGUCUCGUCUGCAGGAACGAAAGCACGUUCAAGUUUGGAACAUUGUCCACUGGCAUGGAUCACUUAUAACACUGUUCAACAUCCUAUGAUUUGCGACACAAGAUCUGACCAUGUGGAAUGGCAAUGAAGGCAUCCUCCUGCUCGCCCCAAGCUUUCCAAGCCAGGGAGAUUUUCUCGAUUUCUUCCUCGGUGGCAAACCCUUCUCGGACCGCAGUGCCCUUGAAUCCCGGCUGGACAAUCCUUCCAUUCCAGCUCAUGGCAAAAUGCCUGACUCUCUCGCCGGCAUACCGCCAGGUAUCCCAUGAGGCAUCAAUUUCUUCAGACCCAAACCCAGCCUGCCGCGCCCAGACAUGACAGUACCUACCUGCGUUUGGUUCGCCGCCGUUGGCCCUGGCGACUUUCUGAUAGAGCUCGGCCCAGCGGUCCAGCUCAGGGGGUUCCGGAUACCACGCGAAAGCCUUGUAGUCAGCUUCGCGGGCGGCGACGAUACCACCAUCGGUGCCCCCGGACUUGGCCACCCGGCGCAUUUCACGCAGAAUGCCCACGGGGUCCUUGACGUGCUGCAGCACUUGGUGGCAGUAGACAAUGUCGAAAGAAUCGUCCGGAAAGGGUAGGCUGUUGGCGUCGAUCUGUUGAAAUGUUAUGUUUGUCAACCCCCGAGACGCAGCGUACUCGGCCGCUUGGUCCAAUACGCUGGCUACCGCGUCAACACCUAUCACUUUGCCUUGUGGUACUAGUGUUGCUAGGUCCGCGGUGAUUGUGCCGGGUCCGCACCCCACGUCUAAGAUCGUGUCGGUCGGUUUGAUGUGCCGUAGCAAGAAUGCCGCUGAGUCUUGGGCUGUUCGGCGCGCGUGGUCGGAUACCACGGAUUUGUGGUGGCCGUGGGAGUAGGUGGCUUGUUCUUUGGGGGGCAUGGUUGGUGUUGCCAGGGAUGGUCAAGUUGGUAGGGUUCUGGAGUACUGUAGGUGUGUUUGUUGGUAGAGGGUUGGAGGGGUCGUGGCUAGGUUGAUGCAACACCACAGACUUGAAGGCGAGAAGCAAGCGCAAAAUGAGACUCGACUACUAGUAGUGGAACGAGAAUAUCUCAAAAACUUGGGUUAUGAUGUUGUUGGUUUGUUAAGCACCUCCAUG
Exophiala dermatitidis NIH/UT8656 is the source of this 4067-nucleotide messenger RNA. RefSeq lists its product as uncharacterized. Gene Ontology annotation, biological process: exocytosis. Gene Ontology annotation, cellular component: Golgi to plasma membrane transport vesicle; cell tip. The coding region runs from base 378 to 2516 and encodes 712 amino acids. The record is from RefSeq and is a predicted model, not a curated record. Gene Ontology annotation, molecular function: guanyl-nucleotide exchange factor activity. Lineage: Eukaryota; Fungi; Ascomycota; Eurotiomycetes; Chaetothyriales; Herpotrichiellaceae. The transcript has a single exon.